Molecule: messenger RNA, 401 nt
Organism: Gracilinanus agilis (Agile Gracile Mouse Opossum)
Lineage: Eukaryota; Metazoa; Chordata; Mammalia; Didelphimorphia; Didelphidae
Product: non-histone chromosomal protein HMG-14-like
Exons: 1
Coding region: 74-382 (102 amino acids)
Biological process (GO): chromatin organization
Cellular component (GO): nucleus; chromatin
Molecular function (GO): nucleosomal DNA binding
Source: RefSeq, a predicted model, not a curated record
AUCCAAGUCCUUAGCGCUGGUGCUCGCCCGUGUCGGAGGAGAGGGACCUAAUAGAUCCCCACUCGCAGCCAAGAUGCCCAAGAGGAAGGUCAACUCUGCAGAAGAGGAAGUUAGGGAGGAGCCCAAGAGGAGGUCAGCAAGAUUGUCAGCUAAACCAGUCCUUGCAAAGGCUGAACCUAAGCCCAAAAAGACAACAGAAAAGGAUAAAUCUGAGGACAAAAAAGUUCAUACAAAAGUUAAAAAAGGAGCAAAAGGAAAACAAGCAGAAGUGACUAACCAAGAAGAGAAUAAAGAUGACUUACCUGCAGAAAAUGGAGAAAGGAAAAAUGAAGAGGUCCCAGUCUCUGAUUCAGCAGGAGAGAAAGAAACCAAAUCUGAAUAACAUCUUAUACCAAGUCUUU